Pan troglodytes (chimpanzee) is the source of this 4985-nucleotide messenger RNA. RefSeq names its product solute carrier family 22 member 24 (gene SLC22A24). Gene Ontology annotation, biological process: transmembrane transport. Lineage: Eukaryota; Metazoa; Chordata; Mammalia; Primates; Hominidae. Gene Ontology annotation, cellular component: membrane. Gene Ontology annotation, molecular function: transmembrane transporter activity. The record is from RefSeq and is a predicted model, not a curated record.
GGUAUGACUUGAACUGAAGCAGAACUACACUUAGCAAAAGUCAAUGUUUAAACUCAACAUUCCACUUUCCUUUAACUAAGAAUAGUUUUUAUUAACUUUUAGUGAAACUCAGUCCUAGUCAAAAAAAAGCCCUGCUCUCUGAUCUUUGUACAAGAACAUCAUAAAGCAAUUCACUUUGGAUUUUCUAAUAUCCCAUUUCUGAGAAGAAUGGCAGACUAUUGAACAGGUGUAUCUUAGGUCACGUGGGGACUGCAUCCACCUGAAAAUCCACCGUUGACUUAUUAGGAAACUCAGAGAUCAGAAUCUUUCACAGAGUAGUCUUUUAAGAAGAUUCAGUUGUCAACAGCUAGCAGUCUCUUUGCCAAAUAAUUAUAUCUGUGACUUCUGAAACUAUUUGGCUGCCUAAAGUUAAAGGACUUGGGGAAAGUCCUUCCACUGCUCUUCUGCAGUGGUGUCACACCACUCAGUGCAGGGCCCAUCGAGAAGAAAGUAGUGUCAGGAUCCACAUGGCACUAUGGUAACUUUGUGAAAGGGGACAUUUUCUCCCUCUGAACUUCUCUUCAUAAAGUCAUUGUGCUUCCUCUUGGGGAUCACCUGUUCAGUCUCAAUGGGCUUUGAUGUGCUCCUGGAUCAAGUGGGUGGCAUGGGGAGAUUCCAGAUUUGUCUGAUAGCUUUCUUUUGCAUCACCAACAUCCUACUGUUCCCUAAUAUUGUGUUGGAGAACUUCACUGCAUUCACCCCUGGUCAUCGCUGCUGGGUCCCCCUCCUGGACAAUGACACUGUGUCUGACAAUGAUACCGGGACCCUCAGCAAGGAUGACCUCCUGAGAAUCUCCAUCCCACUGGACUCAAACCUGAGGCCACAGAAGUGUCAGCGCUUUAUCCAUCCCCAGUGGCAGCUCCUUCACCUGAACGGGACCUUCCCCAACACAAAUGAGCCAGACACGGAGCCCUGUGUGGAUGGCUGGGUGUACGACAGAAGCUCUUUCCUCUCCACCAUCGUGACUGAGUGGGACCUGGUAUGUGAAUCUCAGUCACUAAAAUCAAUGGUUCAAUCCCUAUUUAUGGCUGGGUCACUGCUGGGAGGUCUAAUAUAUGGCCAUCUUUCAGACAGGGUUGGACGGAAGAUCAUAUGCAAAUUGUGUUUCCUCCAGCUGGCCAUCUCUAACACCUGUGCGGCCUUCGCUCCCACCUUCCUUGUUUACUGCAUACUGCGCUUCUUGGCAGGGUUCUCCACCAUGACUAUUUUGGGAAACACUUUUAUUCUCAGCUUAGAGUGGACAUUGGCCCGGUCGCGAUCUAUGACAAUAAUGGUUUUAUGUUCCUACAGUGUUGGGCAGAUGCUCCUAGGAGGGCUGACUUUUGCCAUUCAGGACUGGCGCAUAUUGCAACUGACUGUGUCUACACCCAUAAUUGUCCUCUUCUUGUCCUCUUGGAAGAUGGUGGAGUCUGCUCGGUGGCUGAUUAUCAACAAUCAGCUAGAUGAGGGCUUAAAGGAGCUUAGAAGAGUUGCACACAUAAAUGGAAAAAAGAAUACUGAAGAGACACUGACCACUGAGCUUGUGAGAUCCACCAUGAAGAAGGAGUUGGAUGCAGUACAAAUUAAAACAUCUGUUUUUUCCCUGUUCCAUGCACCCAAAUUGCGAAUGAGAGUCUUCGGCCUGUGCUUUGUGAGAUUCGCAAUCACUGUACCCUUUUAUGGCCUGAUACUCAACUUGCAGCACUUAGGGAGCAAUGUCUCCCUGUUCCAGAUUCUCUGUGGAGCUGUCACAUUCACAGCCAGAUGUGUUUCCCUUUUGACACUGAAUCAUAUCGGUCGUCGAAUAAGCCAGAUGUUGUUCACGUUCCCGGUGGGACUUUUCAUUCUGGUCAACACCUUUUUGCCCCAAGAAAUGCAGAUCCUGCGUAUGGUUUUAGCAACUUUGGGAAUUGGUAGUGUUUCUGCUGCUAGCAACAGUGCUUCUGUCCACCACAACGAGCUCGUCCCCACCAUAUUGAGGUCAACAGUUGCAGGAAUCAAUGCAGUGUCCGGUAGGACUGGGGCAGCACUGGCUCCUCUGUUGAUGACCUUAAUGGCGUAUUCUCCCCACCUGCCCUGGAUUUCCUAUGGAGUCUUCCCCAUCCUUGCUGUCCCUGUUAUCCUCCUCCUUCCAGAAACCAGGGAUCUACCUCUUCCUAACACCAUCCAGGAUGUGGAAAAUGACAGAAAAGAUUCAAGAAACGUAAAGCAGGAAGAUACUUGCAUGAAAGUAACACAGUUUUAAGAGAUUCCCAAGACCUGAUCCAAAGAAGAGCAAAAUGGGCAGGGGGAAUCAAGAUUAUGCCUUUAUAUCUGCAAAACUAGCCAAAAAUAUAAUGUGCAGACAGGUGCCAUUUAUAAUUAUGGUACUACAUGUAUCAGUAAUUCCAAAAUACCUUAUAAGUUUAAGUGAUUCCAUGAAAUAAUGAUUUGCUUUUGGGAAGAAGUUGCACAACUAGUUUCAAAUUCAUCUGAAAAUCACUAACAGCCAAGAUGAUUCCGGAAAAAGAGCAUCAUGGAGUGACGAUCAGGCUGACUCAUAUACGGUAAAGCACAUGCUGGACUUUUUAUAAAACUAUAAUCAACAAAACAGUAAUAGCAAAUGCAUUAUAAUUUGUUUGCAUUAACACACCGUAAUGACUCCAGAAACAUGCCCAAGUAUACAGAAAGAGUCUUCAAAAAAUUCAUGAAAAUGCAUAUUAUGAGUAAACUAUGCAUGGAGUUCAAAUUUUUGUGCCAAAAUAAAUCUGUACUAAUUUUUUAUAACAUGGCUGAACAGGAUCUAUUUUGAAGCACUAAGAAGGAUAAGAUGUUUGUGUGAAAAAAGCUGUUAUCCAAGGAACACAAAUUCUGCUGAAAUAGAAGCAAGAACAAACAUCAAAUCUAUGGUGAAACUUAGGUGGAAGAAUGGUGAAAUCACUGAGACUUUACAAAAAGUUUAUGGGGACAAUGCUCCAGAGAAAUUAGUAGUUUACAAAUGGAUAAUGCAUUUUUAAAAGAGAUGAGACAAUGUUGAAGAUGAAUUCCUUAGCAGCAGAACAUCCACAUCAAUUUGCAAGGAAAAAAUAAUUUAGAGAGGGCAGCCAAGAUGGCCAAAUAGCAACAGCUUGAGUCUACAGCUCCCAGCAUGAGCGAUGCAGAAGAUGGGUGAUUUCUGCAUUUCCAUCUCAGGUACCAGGUUCAUCUCACUAGGGAGUGCCAGACAGUGGGCGCAGGACAGUGGGUGCAGUGCAUCGUGCGUGAGCCAAAGCAGGGUGAGGCAUUGCCUCACUUGGGAAGUGCAAGGGGUCAGGGAGUUCCCUUUCCUAGUCAAAGAAAGGGGUGACAGACGGCACCUGGAAAUUCGGGUCACUCCCACCCGAAUACUGCGCUUUUCCAAUGGGCUUAAAAAAACGGUGCACCAGGAGAUUAUAUCCCGCACAUGGCUCAGAGGGUCCUACGCAUAUGGAGUCUCACUGAUUGCUAGCACAGCGGUCUGAGAUCAAACUGCAAGGCAGCAGUGAGGUUGGGGGAGGGGCGCCCGCCAUUGCCCAGGCUUGCUUAGGUAAACAAAGCAGCCAGGAAGCUCGAACUGGGUGGAGCCCACCACAGCUCAAGGAGGCCUGCCUGCCUCUGUAGGCUCCACCUCUGGGGACAGGGCACAGACAAACAAAAAGACAGCAGUAACCUCUGCAGACUUAAAUUUCCCUGUCUGACAGCUUUGAAGAGAGCAGUGGUUCUCCCAGCAUGCAGCUGGAGAUCUGAGAACUGGCAGACUGCCUCCUCAAGUGGGUCCCUGACCCCUGACCCCCGAGCAGCCUAACUGGGAGGCACCCCCCAGUAGGGGCAGACUGACACCUCACACAGCCGGGUAGUCCUCUGAGACAAAACUUCCAGAGGAACAAUCAGACAGCAGCAUUCGCGGUUCACUAAAAUCCGCAGUUCUGCAGCCACCGCUGCUGAUACCCAGGCAAACAGGGUCUGGAGUGGACGUCCGCAAACUCCAACAGACAUGCAGCUGAGGGUCCUGUCUGUUAGAAGGAAAACUAACCAACAGAAAGGACAUCCACACCAAAAACCCAUCUGUACAUCACCAUCAUCAAAGACCAAAAGUAGAUAAAACCACAAAGUUGGGGAAAACACAGAGCAGAAAAACUGGAAACUCUAAAACGCAGAGUGCCUCUCCUCCUCCAAAGGAGCACAGGUCCUCACCGGCAAUGGAACAAAGCUGGAUGGUGAAUGACUUUGAUGAGUUGAGAGAAGAAGGCUUCAGACGAUCAAACUACUCCGAGCUACAGGAGGAAAUUCAAACCAAAGGCAAACAAGUUAAAAACUUUGAAAAAAAAUUUAGACGAAUGUAUAACUAGAAUAACCAAUAUAGAGAAGUGCUUAAAAGAGCUGAUGGAGUUGAAAGCCAAGGCUUGAGAACUACGUGAAGAAUGCAGAAGCCUCAGGAGCUGAUGCAAUCAACUGGAAGAAAGGGUAUCAGUGAUGGAAGAUGAAAUGAAUGAAAUGAAGUGAGAAGGGAAGUUUAGAGAAAAAAAGAAUAAAAAGAAAUGAACAAAGCCUCCAAGAAAUAUGGGACUAUGUGAAAAGACCAAAUCUACGUCUGAUUGGUGUACUUGAAAGUGAUGGGGAGAAUGGAACCAAGUUGGAAAACACUCUGCAGGAUAUUAUCCAGGAGAACUUCCCCAAUCUAGCAAGGCAGGCCAACAUUCAGAUUCAGGAAAUACAGAGAAUGCCACAAAAACACUCCUCGAGAAGAGCAACUCCAAAACACAUAAUUGUCAGAUUCACCAAAGUUGAAAUGAAGGAAAAAAUGAUAAGGGCAGCCAGACAGAAAGGUCGGGUUAGCCACAAAGGGAAGCCCAUCAGACUAACAGCGGAUAUCUUGGAAGAAACUCUACAAGCCAGAAGAGAGUGGGGGCCAAUAUUCAACAUUCUUAAAGAAAAGAAUUUUCAACCGAGAAUUUCAUAUCUAGCCAAAC